CUGUAAGCAAAACCCCUCAAUUGCUAUCACAUAUGACAAGCAAAUCUAAGUAGAAUCACUGCCUAUUGGCUUGUCAAUGCGUCAACUAUUGACAGAUUUCAGGGAUUAUUCAAGGCAGAAAUGAAAUAUUUCUGAUCAUUAUUUUGGCAGUAUUUGGAUGGCUACUCAAACUCAGAAAGAAAAUAUAUCCCUGAGUGUUACUGUCGUGAGGAAGAAGACAGUGUGAAGAAACUCCUGCAAAAUUAACACUGGAGGAGAUGAGGAUGUCACAACAAUGACCUUUCUUUCAUCUCUGCUGAGAUAUACUACCUGUAAAAUAUAAUUCCCUGAGAAUUCCAGGCUAUCCAGAAGAAUCGGCACCCUGACUGAAUCUCACAAAUACUUUAUAGUAUGCUGGAGGAAUUGACAUGGAUCAAUACUUUCCAACUUUACACUCUUGAAUAAAGCAUCUAACAUGGCGACGCCAGUUGCCAAACAACUUUAGCCACUGUGGUUGGCAGGGCCAAUGCGCUAACUGUUGUCAGCACUGUGAGAGUGUCUUCGGAGUGUGUUCUUUGCGUUCGUGAGAUGGAAGUAGUACCUGCAAAAAUGCCAUCAGAAGUUCAGAGUGGCAGAUGUCCUCUGGGCAUUAAUGACUUACCAGAUGAAAUUCUGAUAAUCAUCUUCUCCCACUUGUCAUUGACUGAACUCCUAGAUGUUCAGAAAGUGUGCCAUCAUUGGAAAACACUGUCUCGAGCUCCGGAGUUGUGGAACCACAAGGAAUAUCUCAUCGGCUGUCCAUCGAUUAGACCGCGUGAUACUUUACGUGGACACCACCGCGCCAGGCAGUUUGGCGCAACUGACCGGGAGGCGAUAGAGUUUCUCCCCAAUGCUCCGGAUCUACGGAAAGUGCGUAUGCUGCAACCUGUCUCACCUUGUGUUAUCAGAGCCCUGUAUACCAGUUGCCAUAGACUUUCCGAGCUGUCCCUGGUUAGCUUGCAGAGGAUCAACUACCCAAUGCUCAAGAACUUGGUUGAGAAGUGCCCCAAAAUAAAUUCACUGACGAUACCCAGUGAAGUGAUGAGGUCAGAGAUACUUGCACAGGCAGUCUCUCACUUGGAGCACCUACGUGUCCUCUGUCUGGGAGAAUACGAUUCUAGCAAUGAAACACCUCUUCUGCUGCGCCUAAUAGCUGAUAGUUGCCCACAGCUAGAAGAAGUUGACUUCACAUUCAGCUAUGUCAAUAUGGACGAUCUGGAAUACUUCCUGGAAGCCAAGAACAACACCCUUAAGUCCAUACGCAUAAAGUGGACAAUGGCUGGGUGUGUCACCCCACUACUCGCAUCCUGUGCUGGUGGCUUGGAACGUCUGAGGCUUUACAAGUAUGAUGUUCACGUUGAAGAGCUGGAGGCCUUUACUGCUCUUGGAAGAAUGGAGAAUUUGCAGGAACUUAAAAUGGGGUGGAUUGACCCAUCACCUGGUACAGCUGCUCUAGCAUUUAAGGAUGGAAGGCUACGGAAACUGAGAGCACUGGAUCUACGUUGUUCAUCUGCCCUGGACGAUGCCACAGUAAUUGCCAUCUGUCGUGGGUGCCCCGCUUUACGUGAACUCUACCUCUGGGGUGCCGAUAAGCUGUCUGAUUUUGCCUUCUCGGAGAUCUACCGUCUGCAACGUCUUGAAAUAUUGGAUGUGUCAUGUUGCAAAGCUCUUGGUGGGGCUCUAAUCCCUUUCCUCACCGGCCUACCACGACUUCAUACAUUAAUCAUGGAAGAAAUGAAUUUUCCAAAAUUGGAACCGGGUCUAAGUAGUAUUGUCAAAUUGUCCAACUUGCGCCGCCUGUCACUGCAGAAUUCCAUAGUUACUGGAGUUCCAUUUGAUCAGUUUGCAAGCAAGCUUGUAAGUCUCAGGAACCUGAAUGUCAAGUGGUGUCGACGUGUGCCCGGGGGUGUGAAACGGCUGAUGGAACUGAUGCCAGCUGUCAGAAUCCAUGGCAGCUUCAAGGAAUGGGACCUGCCUGAAGACAUUGUGAGACUUUUUUGAAGAUCUUUGUGGGAAUCUGCCAUUAAUUUUGUUCUGGCAUAAAGUCAAAUGCUGGCACCACGGUAGAGCAGAGAAGGUUGUGAAGAAAACGUCAGCAAAUACUACACAGACCAACUCCUCUCUAGGACGACGAGACAGUAGUGGCAUCUACAUGAAGAGAACAUAAGCGCUGCGCUGCCUGGCCAUGGCCCAGUUGAAGACUAGCCAUUCUAAGAGCUCUGUAGCAGUGACUUAGGAACUGUAUAAUUGUAUAUACUAAGGAGAUUUUUAAUUUUUUUCUGUCGCCAUUGCUUGCACCACCUCAUUGAAAAUUCUCAAGGUUAAAUAUUGCCAUUUAUCUUAAUGUAAUAAACAUUCAUUAAUACAAUUUGCUUGAAUUGUUGUCUAGCGAUCCGAGAGAGCAGGUUUCCUAGGCACUCUAUAUUCGACGAGUAGGCAGGACACAAAUUUUAUCUGGGUAUCAGCAUGUCCUUGUACUCGUAACCAUGAGGUUAAGCAUGCUGUAUAAUAUCAGUGAUGUCUUCUGUUGUCAAAGAAUUUGGUUCAUGUGUAUGUUUUCUGUGGUUUAUGUGAUGUGUGUGUGAUCGCUUUGUUUCGUUUAUUGUCAUACAUGUAUUAAAUAUG
Molecule: messenger RNA, 2643 nt
Organism: Schistocerca piceifrons (Central American locust)
Lineage: Eukaryota; Metazoa; Arthropoda; Insecta; Orthoptera; Acrididae
Product: F-box/LRR-repeat protein 2-like
Exons: 13
Coding region: 568-2019 (483 amino acids)
Molecular function (GO): protein binding
Source: RefSeq, a predicted model, not a curated record